Molecule: messenger RNA, 3110 nt
Organism: Scleropages formosus (Asian bonytongue)
Lineage: Eukaryota; Metazoa; Chordata; Actinopteri; Osteoglossiformes; Osteoglossidae
Product: nuclear receptor subfamily 5 group A member 2-like
Exons: 7
Coding region: 189-1697 (502 amino acids)
Biological process (GO): hormone-mediated signaling pathway; regulation of transcription by RNA polymerase II; tissue development
Cellular component (GO): RNA polymerase II transcription regulator complex
Molecular function (GO): RNA polymerase II cis-regulatory region sequence-specific DNA binding; nuclear receptor activity; zinc ion binding
Source: RefSeq, a predicted model, not a curated record
GACCUCCAGCCAGGUGUGCGGUCUCCCUCACCCCCCCCCCCCCUCCCCCGGGCCGGGACACCAAGUCGUCUCCCCGGACUCCAGCCAGGUGCUCACCCCCGUCGAGCUCCAGCGGUCUCCCCGAGCUCCACCUGGCGCUGUACCCGUGCUCCAGACAGUCUCUUCCCGAGCUCCAGGCGGUCACUGUCAUGCUGCCCAAAGUAGAGACCGAAUCCCCGGGACUUAUUCGCUCGCAUGGUGGGGAACAGGGACACAUGACUGGAACCAUACACGCCCCACAGUUCAAAAUGAUGGAGUACGGCUAUGAUGAGGACCUGGAUGAGAUCUGCCCCGUGUGCGGAGACAAGGUUUCUGGCUACCACUAUGGCCUGCUCACAUGUGAGAGCUGUAAGGGCUUCUUCAAGCGCACUGUACAGAACAACAAGAGAUACACAUGUAUAGAAAAUCAGAACUGUCAGAUCGACAAAACACAGCGGAAGCGCUGCCCUUACUGUCGCUUCCAGAAGUGUCUCACUGUGGGCAUGAAGCUGGAAGCGGUACGGGCGGACCGCAUGCGAGGAGGACGCAACAAGUUUGGCCCGAUGUACAAGCGUGACCGGGCACUGAAGCAGCAGAAAAAAGCUCUUAUCCGGGCCAAUGGGCUCAAAAUGGAAGCCAUGAGCCAGGCGAUGCAGACAGGGCCCAGGGACCUGACAAUAUCCUCAGCCAUCCAGAACCUCCACUCCACGUCCAAGGGCCUGCCUCUCAGCCACGCUGCCCUGCCCCCUGCAGACUACGACCGAAGUCCGUUCGUUACCUCGCCCGUCAGCAUGGCUAUGCCCCCACACGGGGGGCCACCCGGUUACAGCACCUACGGCCACUUCCAGAGCCGCGCCAUCAAGUCCGAAUACCCAGACCCCUACGGCAGCUCACCCGAGUCGCUGGCCGGCUACCCCUACGUGGACCCCUACCAGAGCGCCUCUCCACCCGGCUUCCCCCACCUCAUCGUGGAGCUGCUGCGGUGUGAACCUGAUGGGCCUCAGGUGCAGGCCAAGAUUCUGGCCCAUCUGCAGCAGGAGCAGGCCAGCCGAGGCCGCCACGAGAGGCUCAACACCUUUGGCCUCAUGUGUAAGAUGGCCGACCAGACGCUCUUUUCCAUCGUCGAGUGGGCGAGGAGCAGCAUAUUCUUCAGGGAGCUCAAGGUGGAUGACCAAAUGAAGCUACUGCAGAACUGUUGGAGUGAACUGUUAAUCCUAGAUCACAUUUUUCGUCAAGUGGUCCACGGAAAAGAAGGCUCUCUCCUCCUUGUUACUGGUCAACAGGUGGACUAUGAAGUCAUCGCCUCCCAGGCCGGGGCCACUCUCAGCAGCCUCCUGAGCCAUGCCCAAGAUAUGGUUUCUAAGCUGCGCUCCCUGCAGUUCGACCAGAGAGAGUACGUCUGCCUCAAGUUCCUGGUGCUUUUCAGCCCCGACGUAAAGAACCUGGAGAACUUCCACCUGGUGGAGAGUGUCCAGGAGCAGGUGAACGCAGCGCUUCUGGACUACACCAUGUGCAGCUACCCCCAGCAGACGGACAGGUUCGGGCAGCUGCUGUUGCGGCUGCCGGAGGUGCGAGCCAUCAGCUUGCAGGCCGAGGAGUACCUGUACUACAAGCACCUGAACGGGGCGGUGCCCUGCAACAACCUGCUUAUAGAGAUGCUGCACGCCAAGCGUGCCUGAGAUCUCCAGCUUCAUCUCCGUCUCCAGCUCCAACCCGCACGAAACCCUCUAGAGGACACGCGCCUUGUCCUCAUCUCUAAAGGAGACGCUGCAGAAGUUGGGUUCUACGACCGCAGCCACCUUGAUAUUUUCCGAGAGGUGCGACGACCAGAUACGUGUAAACCUCGGACCUGUUCAAAAGAAAAAGACUUCACAGACAUGAGCAAAACCAUGACCUCAUGAACAAACAUAUUAGACACUCUUUUUUAAAUUGUCAUCAAAGUGAUAUAAACAGACCGAGGAGAAAAAAACUGAGGAACAAGCAGGCCAGGCAAACUGUGCACUUGGUAAACAUUGUGGCGGGCGUACGUCGUCCAUUCAUGGUCUUUGUCGUAAAGGAGGCCAGCGAUGUAUUUAUUUGACUGAAAUUGUAAACGUUGGUACUGUAAACGAGAGGUUUUUCUGCAGACCGUCCAUGCUGCUGGAGGCUCCCUCAUUGCCCGUGGUCUCUGAUCAACGCACGAGUGUUUGGAGGACACGGGAGAACGAAGGCACCGCGGCCUACGCUGUGAGGUGUCACAGGUGUCUUACCCGUAUUUCACCUAGCCGAGGCUUAUUCAUUGCAGCCCACUGCCAAAAAAUAAAAAUGUACAAAAACAUUUCACAGGGGCAGUAAUUUCCUUCUCUCUGCCAUUCUGAGCUUCUGCUGUGGAAAGAAAAAAUUUCCCUGGUUCUCUAUGCUGUAUCUCAUGAUAGUAAGACAAACCGAUAGUGGGAGCUGGAAUGUUGAGACUUUGUUAAAUAGAAUUAUGGUUGUAUAUAAGUGAUACGCAGAAAAUUUGCUCAAUAAAAAGUCAAACAAAAUUAGUUUCUCUUCCUAUUCUUUCUGCCGUGAGAAACCAAACAAGGUAAGAACUCAGAGGAAGAGAGGAGGAAUUCUGCCUGUGUCCACACUAGACCAAAGCCUGAUGCCCGAUGUAUGUAGUUGAACGAAAACAUCACACACAUCAUCAGUGUUACGCUUCUCUGAUGACAGCUAUUUGAAUCUUGCCUUAUAUCACUUUUAUGCUAGCUAACUGCAGUCGUGAAGCUAAAAUUAAAAUGUAUGGGAUAUGAUAUGUGAAGUAAUAACAUAAAAUUCAAAACACGUAGGUCCUGUACAGCGGUUACGUUGGAAGCGUCCAUCAGUCUGUCCAACCGUGGCAUCGAAAGACGUACACCGAAUAAAUCGCUGCAGUAACCAUUGUUACACUUCAAAAACGGCAUCUUGUUCUUCUCGUUAUGUUCCUAUUUAACAUCCCCAGGAAGAAAUUCUUGUCUCUGAUAUUCCCUGUAUGUACAACACUGCAGGCGGACCUCGCUACACCCAGCGUGCGGUCGCUUUCGCUCGGACUCCCUGCUUCCCUUCGUCCGGUGUGCGUUUAUUCUUUUCAC